Molecule: messenger RNA, 774 nt
Organism: Penicillium hordei
Lineage: Eukaryota; Fungi; Ascomycota; Eurotiomycetes; Eurotiales; Aspergillaceae
Product: DUF3632 domain-containing protein
Exons: 1
Coding region: 1-774 (257 amino acids)
Source: RefSeq, a predicted model, not a curated record
AUGGUCGCCAUCACAGAGGAUAUUUCUGCCCCUCGAUUUGCGAUUCUGCAAGACCUCUUCAGCGACAGUAUAUCUGCAGAGCAAGCCGCUGACUAUUUGGCUUCAAUAUCCUUGGCAAAUGACUCAGAUCCCGAGGAGGGAAUUACCAGCCUAUGGAGCUUGAUAUUCAAGUGUGCAUAUGACUUCCCCGAUCGCCAUGACAAACUCGUCAAUGUGCUAGUCCAACUCUCAAAACUCCCAAAUGCAACAACGUCAAACGGAGAUCCCAUUUCGCUCCACGAUAUGCAAGUCUGGAAAGAUCUACCCAUGCUUGGCUGGCAAUUCCGCGAUGAGUGGAAUGCAUCCGUACCAGCUGGACCCCCCGACUCUCGUCAAAACGCAAUCUCGCGAAUUAUUAGCCGGGACAGAUUCACCGCACGGUUAAUGGCGACAAAAGAACCUGUCUUUGCAUACUCCUGGUUUGCGCUGAUUACCCUACGCGAGGCACUGGAAACACCAACAGAGCAAUCCGGGGGGAAACUAGAAGCAUUGAUUCCUGCUGCUGCUGCGUGGAUCAAUAUUCUCGGGGCAGGUAUCUAUCAGUGGAAUGAAGGUUUUGAUGGCGCUCUCGGGAAAGGAGGCCCGCUCUGGAAAGGUCAACACGGGUUUUGUAACGAGAGGUGGCAGUUUUGGAAGGAGAGAUUUGGCGAGUUGGCUAUAAUAGAAGAGAUUGGAGACGAAGUGAGAACCGCAGCAAGGGAUGCUCAGCGGACGAUGGAGGGGAUUGAGGAGUGA